Messenger RNA from Drosophila takahashii, 839 nucleotides. Lineage: Eukaryota; Metazoa; Arthropoda; Insecta; Diptera; Drosophilidae. The record is from RefSeq and is a predicted model, not a curated record.
AUGAAGAAAAUGGCUAAUAAUAUUCAACCGUUACCUUUCCAGCUGAUUGCUUUGGUCUCCUGCUGCCUGGCAGCCGCCUCCGCGGGCCUCAUCCCUGUGGAGCAGCACGAACAGCAACCCCAGCUGUACCAGGCCCACCAGCCGCAGCAUGUGAUCUACCAGAAGCAGCACGAGAUCCAUCCCCACGGCCAUGAGGUUUACCCCGACGACCCGCAUCCCAAGUACAAUUUUGCCUACGAUGUGCAGGAUGCCCUGUCCGGAGACUCGAAGAGCCAGGUGGAGUCCCGGGAUGGCGAUGUGGUGCAGGGCGAGUACUCGCUGGAUGAUGCCGACGGUUUCCGCCGCACUGUGAAGUACACCGCUGACUCCGUCAACGGAUUCAACGCCGUGGUGCACCGCGAACCUCUGGCCCACGUGCACCACAAGGUGGUGGCUGCUGCUCCAGUUCAGUAUCACCACGCCCCUGCCCCUGCCCCCGCUGCCGUGAUCAAGAGCUACGCCGCCCCUGCCCCCGCCUAUGUGGCCCCCACCUACGCUGCCCCUGCCUACACAGCCCCUGCUUACACCGCCCCUGCCUACACCACCCACCAGGCCGAGCAGCCACAGGAGCAGGAUCACCAGCAGCACCACUACGCCAGCUACGAGUCCCCCGCCCACUCGCAGGCCGCCCACGAAGGUCACGAGUACUACCACCACCAGUAAGGGUUUGGCCACCACAGAUCACCUGACUAGCGAAAGUAUUAUCCCGCAUACAUCCCAUUAUGAGAACUCAUUUAGCUCGUUAGCCUAGUUCCGUUGUUUAGUUGUAACCCCAAUGUAAAUAUGUUCAAUAAAAUAUC